Agelaius phoeniceus (red-winged blackbird) is the source of this 2006-nucleotide messenger RNA. The record is from RefSeq and is a predicted model, not a curated record. Lineage: Eukaryota; Metazoa; Chordata; Aves; Passeriformes; Icteridae.
AUGGCUUUAAAAGGAGUGGGGGGGGAAGGAAAAUUCCCUGCAGGAGCCAGAGCUCGCAGCCCAGCGCAGCCCGGGACUGAGCUCGGGCUCGGUUGGGCUCCCUCAGGUGGAUUUAAGGCGCUUUGGGCAGGACCAGGCUCUGCUAUGUUGGCCAAGGUGGUGUUUUCCCUUUUUCUGUGGCUGCAUUUUGCUGCGGGACAGGACACACCUGAGCCAGCUCCCCAGCCAUCCACCUCCAACACCGAGGGCGACCUCCUGUUCCUGCUGGACAGCUCUGCCAGCGUCUCCUGCUAUGAGUUCUCCAAAGUCAAGGAGUUCAUGUGGGACCUCCUGCACCCUUUCACCUUUGGCCCUCGGGAUGUGCAGACCAGCAUCAUCCACAUCAGCACCACGCCCAGCAUGGAGUUCCCCUUUGACCAGCACCUGAGCAGGGACUCGCUGAGGAAAGCCAUCGGGGGCACGCGGCAGCGGAUGGGCGACACCAACACGGGCAAGGCGCUGUCCCUGGCCAAGGAAAAGCUCUUCAGCAGCGAGGCUGGGGCCAGGCCGGACGUGCCCAAGGUGCUGCUGUGGGUGACGGAUGGCUUCUCCACGGAUGACAUCUCGGAGCCCAUGCAGCUGCUGAAGGACAUGGGGGUGACCGUGUUCAUCGUCAGCACCGGCCGCGGGAACUUCCUGCAGCUCUCGGCGGCUGCCAGCCCGCCCUCGGACACGCACCUGCACUUUGUGGACGUGGAUGACCUGCCCAUCAUCACCCAGCAGCUCAGGGACGCCAUCCGAGAUGUCAUCCAGGCCAACCGCCUGCACGCCACCGACGUCACCUCCAGCAGCUUCCGCCUGGUGUGGCCGCAGCUGCUGUCCCAGGACAGCGGCUUCUACAGCCUGGAGUACGGCCCGGGGGGGGACCCCGCUGCCAGGAGCACCCUGCAGGUGCCCGGGGCUCAGAGCAGCCUCGUGCUCAGCCAGCUGGCACCAGGAACCACCUACGAGGUGGCGCUGAUCCCCGAGUCCAACGUGCACUACUUCCCUCCCCAGAGAACCAGGGUCACCACCCUGCCAGAGGAAAUCAGCCCAGUUCAGGUUCUCAUCUCAGACUCUGGGCCCCGCAGCUUCCAGGUCAGCUGGGCUCCUGUGCUGGACAGCGUGGCCUCCUACCAGGUGCUCUAUGGGCCCCUGCCAGGGAACUCAGCCAAGCUGCUGCAGGUGGAUGGGAGCCACAACAGCACCCUGGUGCAGCACCUGGCACCCAACACCACCUACCUGGUGACAGUGACGGCCAUCUACAGGUCUGGGAAGGAGAAAUCCCUGUCAGCCAAGGCCUGCACCCUGGAAGAGGGCUCCAGGGUGAGGCACCUGCGCUUUGAGGACGCGGGUCCCAGCAGCGUCAGAGCCUCCUGGGACUCCGCGGCCGGGGCCGUGCGGGGGUACCGGGUGCGCUGCCGGCGCCAGAGCGGCGCCUCCUCCGUGCUCAGCGUGUCCCCGCAGGUGCACAGCGUGCUGCUGAGCGACCUGCCCCGGGGCAGCAGGGGCAGGGUGUGCGUGCAGCCCCUGUACCGCAGCCAGCCCGGCCCGAGGCUCUGCCGCACCGUGCGCAGGCACCCAGCCACAGAGGCCCACGGAUACAGGCACAGAGAGCAGGACAGACUGCAGUGAGCUCAUUGCCAGCACAGCAAAGGUCUGGAAUGGACAAAGAUUUGGACAAAAAGGAGGAGUCAGGGGAGGAACCAGCUCCUGUCCCAGGCUGUGCUGUCCCUGCAGGUGUCCAGCCCAAACCUGGCCCCAGCCAAGCUCUCCCAGGUUUAAAGGCUUGGCUGGAUGCAUGGAACAACCAGUGUGACUAAAAACGUGACUAAAAGAUGCCAAAUCUGUCCCCAUUUCACAGAAACACGAGCACCAAACAGAGGCAGAGUUGGUGGAUCCUCACUCUUGCUUGCUGUUCUCUAUUUAUUCAAGGUUGAUGCAGGUUUCUUUUUGCAUCAGCACAUUCAGGAUUUGGCUGUUCAUCU